Messenger RNA from Linum trigynum, 1527 nucleotides. Lineage: Eukaryota; Viridiplantae; Streptophyta; Magnoliopsida; Malpighiales; Linaceae. The record is from the annotation of a GenBank genome assembly.
AUGCUACGGGUGCUACCGAUUGUAAUGGUCUGGCCUAGCUUUGCAGCGAAGCCAAAGGACUUGAGAACUGGACUUUCUCUUUCAGCUGUAAUACUUAGGUCAAUGAGUUCCAAACGACUCUCUUCCGAUACUACGAAGGAUGCUCACGUAGUCACCAAGGACAAGAAACACAAAAAACCGAAAGUUUUGAAGGAAUCAAGCACUGGUUCUCAAUAUGAUAUUGUUGCUAAGGAAACUGACCAGAAAGUGCAAUCAUUUGAAACUCAAAGUUUCAAGGGAGAUAUAGCAAAAAUUGAGUCAAUGACUGUUCAAGAACUCAGAACAACCUUGAGGAGCAUUGGAGCUUCUGUCAAGGGCCGUAAACAAGAUCUUGUAUCUGCUCUGUCGGGAUUUAUGAAACAACAGCAAAAUGGUGGAAGCUCUUGUUGUGGAGAAGACACUGCACAACAAAAGGAAGAAGAUGCUGUUGAUGAGAGCCAAGAACAAAUGCUUAGCAGCGUGUCAGAGAUUUCUGUAGUUAACCAAAGUAGGAGAACUGUAAAAAAGUCCAUAGUAGGGAAUAAAAGAACCAAAGUUGUUGCUCAAACAACCGGUGUGGAGGAAAAGUUGUCAGUCCAAACUGAUAUAAUUCCAGUAGCUGAACCUUGGACAGUUCUUGCCCAUAAGAAGCCUCAGAAAGUGUGGAUUCCAUACAAUCCCAGGAAAUUAAGGCCUCCACCACUAGAUAGAGAUUCACGUUCUGUAAAAUUGUUGUCAUGGAAUGUUAAUGGAUUAAGAGCCUUGUUGAAGUUGGAGGGAUUCUCUGCUCUUGAGCUUGCCCAGAGAGAAGAUUUUGAUAUCUUGUGCUUGCAAGAGACCAAGCUGCAGGAUAAAGAUGUUGAGUCCAUCAAACAAUCUCUCCUAGAAGGAUAUGAAAGUAGCUCCUGGACAUGCAGCCUUACAAAACUAGGUUAUUCUGGCACGGCAAUUAUCUCUCGGAUAAAACCACUUUCAGUUACCUACGGUCUAGGUAUACCUGAUCAUGAUAGCGAAGGACGAAUAGUAACCGCUGAGUUUGAUUCGUUUUAUUUAAUAUGUGCUUAUGUUCCCAACUCUGGAGACGGGUUGAAAAGACUGUCAUACAGAACUACACAGUGGGACCCAUCGCUUAGCGACUACAUGAAAGAGUUGGAGAAGACUAAACCAGUGAUUUUAACGGGUGAUUUGAAUUGUGCUCAUCAGGAAAUCGACAUCUUCAAUCCAGCUGGAAACAGAAGGAGUGCCGGAUUCACCGAUGAAGAAAGGCAGUCAUUUGGGAGAAACUUCUUGGACAAAGGAUUUGUGGAUACCUUCAGAAACCAACACCCCAAUGCUGUUGGGUACACUUACUGGGGAUAUAGGCACGGUGGCAGGAAGACAAACAAAGGCUGGCGGCUCGACUACUUCCUGGUCUCGGAAUCCUUGGCCGACAAGGUUCACGACUCGUACAUUGUCCCUGAUGUCAUGGGUAGCGAUCACUGUCCAAUCGGCCUUAUACUCCGGCGGUAG